AUGGUGGGCCUACCACUAGCGCCCGGUACCGUAUUCCUGCCUGGGAUGAACGGGCUUUUUCUGGGACUUCAACAACUUCCGAUGCAUCAGCCACCCAUUGGAUACCCGAUGAAGAUGCUGUUUCAGACGACCCAAACGUCGCCAAUGAUUCCGGCGCCGAUCAUCUUGAAAGAUCCGAUGGAGCAGCUUUUCUCCACAAUUGCCACACACCCGUCGUUGGCCUCCCCCAUCUCGACGCACUCCUUGAUGUCGUCGCUCGGUGGGCCCACCUCAUCUGCCACCUCUGCCACCCCGGCUUCUCCGAUUUUAACCUUCACCCCGAGCGAUAGGCUCGCGACCCCCGAGCCAAUGAUGAGGAGGAUGGGCCAGCCGCCCUGCUCAAUAUGCGGUGUUGAAUCGACGGGGAUCCAUUUUGGCUCGGAGGCCUGCGCGGCGUGUAGCGCCUUCUUCCGGCGCACCGUCGUCCUCAACAAGCAGUACCACUGCCCGAAGGGUGGAAAGUGUGUGGUCACGAAAGACGCGCCCGGGGCCCAAAAAUGCCGAGCCUGCCGCUAUACCAAGUGCAUCAAGGUGGGGAUGGACAGGAAAGCCGUUCAACAACGCCGAGAUGCCAUCGGAAAAUAUUCUGUCGAAGCGGAAAUGAGCCGAGAAAAUGGCAGAAAACGGCCUUCAGACCCGGAAGACGACGACGGGAUCGAUGCAUCUAGUGCUCAUGGCUCCACUCCUCUUGGCGCUAUGGACUCGGCGCCUAGAUCCCCAAAAUCCCCAAGAACUUCCGGGACCGUACUUGACGAAUUUGUGGAGAAGCACGAGAACCUAAAUCGUAAGCGAAAAUUGUUCUACACCUCCCACUCCUUGGCGGACAUGUUUGAUGAUGAUACGGAUUUGAAACCCGUGGAACUCUCCGACUUCGCCGAGUGCAUGUUCCAACUUUGGCAAAUCGAGCCCCGGCUUGCCGCCGAGUUCAUCGCCAACAAUCGUUAUCUAGCUCAUCUACCGCCCAAUGAAAAGACAAAACUCCUCAAAAAUUUCAUGCUCCUCUUCCAAGCCGUCGAAGAGCCGUAUUUAACUUGGAAAUACUGCGGCUUCGGCAAGGACAAGUGGAUGAUGCCGAAUCGGACGUUCAUCGACUUCAAUCGGAUAGACUACUACUACAAAACUGACAAAUGCAUCAAGGGGUUGAAUCUGGAUAAGGCGACGGCAAGAAGCCUCUUCAUUCCCUCCUUUCAACAUGCCCUGGAUUUGGUUGGGAAUCAGAUGUCGUCGAUGGACAUUGGAUAUGUGGAGCUCGUGGCGCUGGCCUCGAUUUUGUUGCUGGAUCCUUUCAUCGAGGGCAUCGAACCCGAGACGAAGGCGUUGUGCGCAAAGUUGCGGAACCAGGUGAUCCAGGACCUUUUCGUCCUCUACCAAAAUGGAUGUGUAGCGGAAGACCCUGAAGUGCGACUUGGAAUGCUGAUCAACAUUAUUUCUGGCAUCAAGGUCCACGCCAUCAAGUCGAUGGAGAACAUGCUGAUGCUCAAGACAUUCGACAUUUGCCCCCGGGAUCGACUUUUCGACGAAAUUGUCGGCAUUCAGACC
Messenger RNA from Mesorhabditis spiculigera, 1578 nucleotides. The record is from the annotation of a GenBank genome assembly. Lineage: Eukaryota; Metazoa; Nematoda; Chromadorea; Rhabditida; Rhabditidae.